Budorcas taxicolor (takin) is the source of this 2190-nucleotide messenger RNA. It is a transcript of the gene AGTR1, whose product is annotated as angiotensin II receptor type 1. The coding region runs from base 288 to 1367 and encodes 359 amino acids. NCBI's taxonomy places the organism in Eukaryota, Metazoa, Chordata, Mammalia, Artiodactyla, Bovidae. The transcript is spliced from 3 exons. Gene Ontology annotation, biological process: G protein-coupled receptor signaling pathway; immune response; regulation of vasoconstriction. Gene Ontology annotation, cellular component: membrane. The record is from RefSeq and is a predicted model, not a curated record. Gene Ontology annotation, molecular function: angiotensin type II receptor activity.
GGCGACUGAGCGCCCGGGCAGACGCGCGAUUAGCAGCUCUGCCUACCCGAGACGGCGAUCCAUGAGGAGGAACCCAAGCGAGCCCCGGGAGUGAGGGCGCACCCUGAACCGGCGCCGCCAGCUCGGCCGACGCCGGCGCAGCGUCCCGAGUGAGCGCGGAUUGAUGUAUGAUAAGCUGAUCUAAAAUGACAGGUUUUAUCUGACUAAGUCAUUGAAGCCAUUCCAGAAGGUCUGCAUCCAGGUGCAUUUGGCAUAGUGUCUGAGACUGACUCAGCCAAGAGAUCAAAAUGAUCCUCAACUCUUCCACUGAAGAUGGUAUUAAAAGAAUCCAAGAUGACUGUCCCAAAGCUGGAAGGCACAAUUACAUAUUUAUCAUGAUCCCUACUUUAUACAGUAUUAUCUUUGUGGUGGGGAUAUUUGGAAACAGCUUGGUGGUGAUUGUCAUUUACUUUUACAUGAAACUGAAGACUGUGGCCAGUGUUUUUCUUUUGAAUUUAGCUCUGGCUGACUUAUGCUUUUUACUGACUUUGCCACUGUGGGCUGUCUACACUGCUAUGGAAUACCGCUGGCCCUUCGGCAAUUACCUAUGUAAGAUCGCUUCCGCCAGUGUCAGUUUCAACCUCUACGCCAGUGUGUUUCUACUCACAUGUCUAAGCAUUGAUCGCUACCUGGCUAUUGUUCACCCAAUGAAGUCCCGCCUCCGGCGCACAAUGCUUGUGGCCAAAGUCACCUGCAUCAUUAUUUGGCUGCUGGCAGGUUUGGCCAGUUUGCCAACUAUAAUCCACCGCAAUGUAUUUUUCAUCGAGAAUACCAAUAUCACAGUUUGCGCUUUCCAUUACGAAUCCCAAAAUUCUACCCUCCCGGUAGGGCUGGGCCUCACCAAGAAUAUACUGGGAUUCUUGUUUCCUUUUCUGAUCAUUCUUACAAGCUACACUCUUAUUUGGAAGACCCUCAAGAAGGCUUAUGAAAUUCAGAAGAACAAACCAAGGAAAGAUGAUAUUUUCAAGAUAAUUUUGGCAAUCGUGCUUUUCUUUUUCUUUUCCUGGGUUCCCCACCAGAUAUUCACUUUUAUGGAUGUGUUAAUUCAGUUGGGCCUCAUUCGUGACUGUAAAAUUGAAGAUAUUGUUGACACUGCCAUGCCCAUCACUAUUUGCUUGGCUUAUUUUAACAAUUGUCUGAAUCCUCUCUUUUAUGGCUUUCUAGGGAAAAAAUUUAAAAAAUAUUUUCUACAGCUUCUGAAAUACAUUCCCCCGAAGGCCAAAUCCCACUCAAACCUGUCAACAAAAAUGAGCACACUCUCCUACCGCCCCUCAGAAAAUGGAAACUCCUCUACCAAGAAGCCUGCCCCAUGCAUUGAGGUUGAGUGACACACCUGAAAUCUGUCUGUGAAGUCACCUUAAAGAAGCAGCAAGAAAAACAUUCUUGCACAACACCUCGCUACCAAAUGAGCAUGGCUACAUUUCAGAAUUAAAGGAUAAAAUAGAUUAUGUGGACUGAACUGACUUGUCUACAGCUCUGAACAAAAGUUCUUUUCCUUUGCAACUCAACAAAGCAAAGCCACAUUCUGCCAUGUUUUGCAUUAGAUAGAUGAUGCCCACUCAAAGAACUGAUGUCAGAAACUGGAUGAAAGUGAUGAUUUGGAAAAUUUUACUGGGAGAAAUGCCCUCUCCCUAGUCUGCUCUUGUUCUGUUAUAUUUGAUUUCCACAUGAAAGUACUUAGAAUAUGUUAAACCUCAAGAGGAGCAACAGGAGAGAAGAGCUUAAGACUGCCAUGCCCAAUUUCCAAAGGGCAGCAAAGCUUUCGUGUUUAUUUAGCUAUUAGCAACUGUGGCCCACUUGUACCUGCUACUGUACAUUUCAUACAAAGAAAUGUACUUGCUAAGCAGUAGUUGUCAGGUUCCAGACGCUUUUGUGAAAUCCAACCCGUGUCCUAUAGAUUCACAUUGCCAAAAUAUGCCAGCUGAGUGGCUUAUUUGUGUAAUGAUGUUACUGUAGUCAUGUAUAAAAAUUAAAUUACUUGUAAAGGUGUUAUUCCAGUCCCAGGUAGUCGUGUUAGUUUUAUUUCAGAUCUAAGAAGUAUAUAUAUUUUGUGGUGAAAAGAUUAUGUAUCAUAAAAUAUGCCUUACUGUUUAAAAAGUAUAUAUUCAACCUGUGUAUGUAUCUCUCUAAACUGCUGUUAUCUUAUUAAAA